AUGUGCCCUCACGCAAACGGUGGCGCCCCUCCCAGCGGUACCAGUGAAAUGGUUGGUAUUGAAAACACUCGCAAUGGCACUAACGGCACCGCCCACCAUGUGUCUGAGGCUCAGCGUCGAAACCCCUACGCUCCUCGCGCUGCCGACUUCCUGAACAAUGUCUCCAACUUCAAGAUCAUUGAAUCCACACUCCGAGAGGGGGAGCAGUUUGCUAACGCCUUCUUCGACACCAAGACCAAAAUUGCUAUUGCCAGGGCUCUUGACUCAUUUGGCGUCGAGUACAUCGAACUCACCUCACCCGCUGCGUCAGAGCAGUCGCGUCUCGACUGCGAGGCCAUCUGCAAGCUCGGCUUGAAGGCCAAAAUCCUCACACAUAUUCGGUGUCAUAUGGAUGAUGCCCGGAUCGCCGUCGAGACUGGUGUCGACGGUGUCGACGUCGUCAUCGGCACUUCCUCCUUCCUCCGCGAGUUUUCUCACGGGAAGGACAUGACCUACAUCACCAAGACUGCCAUCGAGGUCAUCAACUUUGUCAAGUCCAAGAACAUUGAAGUUCGCUUCUCGACUGAGGACUCUUUUCGCUCCGACCUUGUCGACCUCCUCUCUAUCUACCAGACCGUCGACAAGAUCGGUGUCAAUCGCGUAGGUAUCGCGGAUACCGUCGGUGGUGCCAACCCAAGACAAGUAUAUGACCUCGUGCGGACUCUCCGUGGCGUCGUGGGAUGUGAUAUUGAGAUCCAUCUGCACAACGAUACAGGCAUGGCCAUUGCUAACGCAUAUACCGCACUCGAGGCUGGCGCUACUCAUAUUGACACUUCCGUUCUCGGAAUUGGCGAGCGCGUCGGUAUCACGUCCCUUGGCGGUCUCGUUGCAUGCAUGUACGCCGCCAACCCUGAGUAUGUCAAGGCCAAGUACAAUCUUCCCCUACUUCGUGAAAUCGAGAACCUCGUCGCCGAAGCCGUCGAGGUCAACGUUCCAUUCAUGAACCCCAUCACUGGCUACUGUGCAUUCACUCACAAGGCUGGCAUCCAUGCCAAGGCUAUCCUCAACAAUCCUAGCACAUACGAAAUCCUCAAGCCCGAGGACUUCGGUCUCACCCGCUACGUUUCCAUUGGACACCGUCUAACCGGUUGGAACGCGGUCAAGUCUCGUGUUGAGCAGCUAGGCUUGGAGUUGACCGACGAGGAGAUCAAAGACGCCACCGCCAAAAUCAAGGAGCUCGCUGAUGUCCGGACACAAUCCAUGGACGACGUCGACUCGCUCCUGCGUGUCUAUCACUCCGGUAUCCAGUCCGGUGAGCUUGCCGUCGGACAGAAGGAGGCGCUGGAUCGUUUGCUCCGCGAACACCGUGCACAGCAGCAUGCCGUCACGGAAUGA
Molecule: messenger RNA, 1374 nt
Organism: Heterobasidion irregulare TC 32-1
Lineage: Eukaryota; Fungi; Basidiomycota; Agaricomycetes; Russulales; Bondarzewiaceae
Exons: 7
Coding region: 1-1374 (457 amino acids)
Cellular component (GO): mitochondrion
Molecular function (GO): homocitrate synthase activity
Source: RefSeq, a predicted model, not a curated record